AUGACGAAGCUUCACUAUUUGGAAUUGAAUGAUAACCUUUUAAGUGGACAAAUCCCGCCUGAGCUUGGAAAGCUUACUGAUCUGUUUGACUUAAAUGUUGCCAAUAACAACCUUGAGGGUCCAAUUCCCGAGAAUCUCGGCUCAUGUAAAAACCUCAACAGCCUAAAUGUGCAUGGGAAUAAGAUGAGUGGAACAAUUCCCUCANCUUUUCAAAGCUUGGAGAGUAUGACCUAUCUGUAAGUCUUACCUUGACUUUAUAUGCCAAAUUUUUCAUCUUGUCACCGUAAUUAGUUNUG
This is a messenger RNA of Vigna radiata var. radiata (mung bean), 296 nucleotides long. RefSeq names its product LRR receptor-like serine/threonine-protein kinase ERECTA. Gene Ontology annotation, molecular function: protein binding. The record is from RefSeq and is a predicted model, not a curated record. Bases 1 to 240 code for a protein of 79 amino acids. NCBI's taxonomy places the organism in Eukaryota, Viridiplantae, Streptophyta, Magnoliopsida, Fabales, Fabaceae. The transcript is spliced from 4 exons.